AUGGCACCUACGAAAUCAGCAAAGGGAGGUCCUUCCAAGGGUCCAAACAAGGGCGGUAAGUCUGGAGCAAAGUCAGCAUCAAAGACUGGCGGCGAUCGUGUCAGACCCAAGAAGCCCACAGGUGUCAAGCCCAAGACAGUCGAGCAAAAGACAAAGUCGACUUCCCACGGUCCUCAAAGAAAAAAGAAGCGCGUCUACACCGACAAGGAGCUCAACAUCCCCACCCUCAAUGGUAUCCGUCCUGCUGGAAUCCAGAAGCCCAAUGGUGUCAAGAAGGGCAAGACUUUCGUCGACGACAAGGAGUCCUUGAUGACCAUCCUCGCCAUGGUACAGGCUGAGAAGGAGGGAAACAUUGAGAGCAAGAUGAUCCGCGCUCGUCAGAUGGAGGAGAUUCGUGAGGCUAGAAAGGCCGAGGCUGAAAAGAGAGAGGCUGGUCGCAAGGAGAAGCUCGAGGGAGUCAAGGAUGAUCUUCGCAGGAAGAAGAACAAGAAGGGCGGCAAGGACGCCGACAUGGAGGCCGAGCCUGCUGCUGAAAAGCCCAAGAAGAAGAGAGUCUCGUUCGGUUGA
Aureobasidium subglaciale EXF-2481 is the source of this 567-nucleotide messenger RNA. RefSeq lists its product as uncharacterized. Bases 1 to 567 code for a protein of 188 amino acids. Gene Ontology annotation, cellular component: nucleolus; preribosome, large subunit precursor. The record is from RefSeq and is a predicted model, not a curated record. Gene Ontology annotation, molecular function: mRNA binding. The transcript has 2 exons. NCBI's taxonomy places the organism in Eukaryota, Fungi, Ascomycota, Dothideomycetes, Dothideales, Saccotheciaceae. Gene Ontology annotation, biological process: ribosomal large subunit biogenesis; intracellular mRNA localization.